UCGACGUUGACCACCGCUGCGUUCUGCGGGAAGUUUCGAGAACGUACACAGGCGGCAAUAUCGGUAGGCGACGUGGGUGCAGGGCUCAGUUCACUACGAAGAACGUUUCAGCGCGGACGCGGAGUGAGUCCGAGUGUUGUAGGAAACGUGCGCGGUCAUCCUUCACAGCGGCACUCGCCUCGUCGCGUUUACGCAGUAGUGGGAGCGAUUUUAACAAACUAUUUAACACGCCGUGAAAAUGGUUAAGGAAACUACAUUUUAUGACGUAUUGGGCGUAAAGCCUGGAUGCUCGCAAGAAGAUCUGAAGAAGGCCUAUAGAAAGCUUGCUCUGAAAUAUCAUCCCGAUAAGAAUCCUAAUGAGGGCGAAAAGUUUAAGCAAAUUUCUCAAGCGUACGAAGUAUUGUCAAACCCGGAAAAGAAGCGUAUUUAUGAUCAAGGUGGUGAGCAAGCUUUGAAAGAAGGUGGCAUGGGUGGUAGCGGCUUCUCUUCUCCUAUGGAUAUCUUUGACAUGUUCUUUGGUGGAGGUUUUGGUGGUCGAAGUAGGGGGAGAAGAGAACGCAGAGGGCAAGAUGUUAUGCAUCAAUUAUCAGUUUCUCUUGAAGAACUUUACAAGGGAACUGUGCGUAAACUUGCUCUACAAAAGAAUGUUAUCUGCGAGAAAUGUGAAGGUAUUGGUGGUAAGAAAGGUUCCGUUGAACAAUGUUCGACGUGUCAUGGCUCUGGUUUGCAAGUACAAAUCCAGCAAUUAGGUCCGGGAAUGUUGCAACAUUUGCAAACGAUGUGUACAGAUUGCAAGGGUCAAGGAGAACGUAUCAAUCCUCGUGAUCGUUGCAAAUAUUGUAAUGGAAGAAAGACUAUUAGAGAUAGAAAGAUACUUGAGGUCCACGUUGAUCCGGGUAUGAUUGAUGGUCAAAAGAUCACUUUCAGCGGUGAAGGUGAUCAAGAACCAGAUUACGAACCUGGCGAUAUAGUUAUUCUUCUUGAAGAAAAAGAGCACGACGUAUUCAAGCGUUCAAGAAACGAUCUGAUCAUGCGAAUGCAACUAGAACUCGUAGAGGCAUUAUGUGGAUUCCAGAAAGUUAUUCGUACGUUGGAUGGUAGAGAUUUAGUGAUAACCUCACUUCCCGGCACUGUGACGAAGCACGGUGAUUUGAAAUGCAUCUUGAACGAAGGCAUGCCGAUUUAUAAGGAUCCAUUCACACACGGCAGACUCAUAAUACAAUUUGUAGUCAAUUUCCCGAAGAGUAUAGAACCGUCACUUAUUCCGUCGUUGGAACAAUGUCUGCCGCCGAGGGAAGAGGUCAUAAUUCCAGAUGGAGCCGAGGAAUGCAUACUUACUGAUUUGGAUCCUGAACAAGAACAAAGGCGGAGAGAUACGAGACAAGCGUAUGAAGAGGACGAGGGAGGUCCAUCGCGAGUUCAAUGUGCCACACAUUAAUUUGAUUACUCUAACCCUGUAAUAAACAUAGCCGUUUCUUUCAUUUCGAACUCUCUGUCCCAUUCGCUCGACUUCGUCAUAUUAAAGAAAGAAACAACAUGGAUAUGUAGAUGAAUUGUUCAAUGAGUGAAAAAAAGAAAUUGAAAUAAUUCAUAUUUGGACAUGCGCAAAACAGUGAGUACUACAAUUAUUGAUUCUUUAAUGAUUCUUACGCGAAGAUUAUGUGAUCUUGAAAGUAGAUAAUCAUUAUCGGCUAAUGACAAAACUUUAUUAUGUUGGAAAUAUAUCGAAAGUAAGAAAGCGCAAAUUCUGAUAAAGCAUCUUGAGAAGAUUUAUUAGUUUGGCUUUGGUAGAGGAUCUCGUUGAAAGUAUGUACUUAUCAUUAUAUAUAAUGAUAAGGAAAUUUAACUUUAUUUAGAUCUAAAUGCGAAGUUUUAAUUCCGUUCGUGAAUUGCAGCGUGUAAUGACAUGCGUCAUCCUUGAACAUCGCGAUUAUGUCUGCUGUUUGACCAAUUGUAUCGUUCCAAUAACCAGCUAGCAAUUCAGCAGUAAUUGCUAUACAACUAAAGCUAGAGUUGAAAUUUAUAUAUGUAUAUUUAGUUCAAUUUUGUGGAUUACCCAUGUACACGAUUACUUCUUCUGGACAUCGAUCCGAGCAGCGAAUUUAAUUAUCCCAAAAUCUUGAAAUUUAAAUUGUCAUCUUUUACAGUUUUCUAGAACUUGAAAAUAAUAUCAAGAUAUGUCAAUCGAUGUGGAAACGAUAUAAACUACGCUUGAUUAAAGCCUUAAUGUAACGUUAUCAAUCGCAUUAGGGAUCUCGAACAUACUUUUCAAAGUGGGACAUUAUUCCAUAUUUCGUAGUAUUUAAUUUUUUCCAGUCGCUUUUGUAUACUGGCGUGUGACAAUGAUAAUGGAAACAUGAUUUUGUUUGCUGAUACUGCAAAUAAAACGGAGAAUCAGGUUCCUGUAUGUGUGGACGAUUGCGCGUAUUCGUUUUGUGCAAUUAAAUUGUAUCGGAUUUGAUAAUUUUCUCUAGUUCUUUACAUUCGCGCCAAUGCUGAGAUUUUAUUACAUAUCUUGAUAAGAAAAAUCAAUGGUUGUCAACUUAGCUAUUUACUUAUUGAAAACAUGUGUAAACAAAAUAAUGUUUUCAUAAGAUAUCUUUCUAUACAAAUUUAUUCGAUCAUUUUCAUCGUAACUUCAUCAAUGCGCAUGAACAAGAAUUCUAGAUUAUUCCUAGAUCCUGUUGUACUAUAUUAAAUUAAUAUACUUUCAAUACACAUUCACACCUAAUUUACCGUAUACAUGAUCGUGUACUCGUCCGCAGUUACUAUAGCGAAUUUUAAUAAAUAGCUACAUAUGUCUCGUAAUCUUAUUUAUUAUAGGAAAAAUUUGGUGAUUGAUUAGUACCUUUUUUUGAGCGUCUUAAAUAAAUUUGGAACUGUAA
This is a messenger RNA of Pogonomyrmex barbatus (red harvester ant), 2885 nucleotides long. RefSeq names its product DnaJ heat shock protein family (Hsp40) member A4-like (gene Droj2). Lineage: Eukaryota; Metazoa; Arthropoda; Insecta; Hymenoptera; Formicidae. The record is from RefSeq and is a predicted model, not a curated record. Gene Ontology annotation, molecular function: ATP binding; Hsp70 protein binding. Gene Ontology annotation, biological process: protein folding; response to heat.